Messenger RNA from Ustilago hordei, 3114 nucleotides. RefSeq lists its product as uncharacterized. The coding region runs from base 1 to 3114 and encodes 1037 amino acids. The record is from RefSeq and is a predicted model, not a curated record. Lineage: Eukaryota; Fungi; Basidiomycota; Ustilaginomycetes; Ustilaginales; Ustilaginaceae. The transcript is spliced from 5 exons.
AUGGACCUCUCCCACUCAGAAGACCAAGCAGGAGGAGGAGAUGAGUCUAUGAUAGGAGACCCACAUACUCCUACUCCGGCUCCACAACCAAGACAAUCAGUCUCAUUCAACCUGGAUGAGCAGGAGGACAUCAACUAUGAGAAGUAUGCUUCACCCACGGGGCCAAGAUAUGUCAAGUCCAGGGUGGAUCCAUAUAACAAGAGCAGGACAGAUCACUAUGCACUUGAUCAGGAGGAGGACUCUAGCAUCAUGGCAGAGCUUAACCGGUCAAAGCCCAUUGCCACCCCCUUUCGAAAGUUCAAUCCCCAAGACAUGGAGAUCUUCAUUCUAGAAGCCGAAGCAUGGUUUAAGUUCAACCAGGUGUAUGAGCAGACUAGGAUGAUCAAUCACAUGGGUGCUCAACUGGAAGGGACAGCAAGAGAGUGGUGGACCUCCAAGCUCCAUAUUGAUAGAGCUAGAGAAGGAAGGUUGUUCAAUGAUUGGCACUACUUCACAGAGAUGGAGGCAUACAACAAGCUGUUGGCCCUCAGACUCACAAGUGAUGCUCCUGGUGCUGCCACAUGUCAUGUAGAGUGGUUCAGAGACUUGGAAGGACAGGUCAACCUAGAUGACAAUGAGCUAGUGAUUGAUCUCUUCAGAGGUAGUCUCACUCGUAGCAUACAGGAGAAGUUUGAGAGGAACCCACCUGGGAAGAGAUGGGAGUGGAUAGACCCUCUUAGCUCUCGACCCAUGGGACCAAAGGUUAUGGUCACCACAGCAGACCCCUUCGAGGAGGCCACCGACUCAGGAGAUGGCCACACAGGCAGCACUGAGAUGGGUGACCCCAAGGCCAUGGACCUCAGCUCAUACCAGCAACCCAUGGACCCCGAUCAUGAGGAGGAGCACGAUGAUGACGACGACAAGGGAAACAUCAGCAAAGCAGUAUUGGAGCUCUCUGGAAUGGUUCAAGACCAUCCUGCUCAGAUACUAGCUGAUACUGGUGCUGGUUUGUCCAUAGUCUCAGAUUCUUUCAUUAGUAAGUACCAAAUACCCACAAAACCCAUAAAUACAAGAUCGAUCCAUGGUGUCACCAGACACCAACUCUCCAUCAAUAGUUCUGCGAGCAUGCAGGUAUCUAUUGGUACACACAAUCUGGGUGUGGUUGAAGCUUCAGUGGCCAACACUGCUGACUAUGACCUCAUCCUGGGGUUCACUGAGCUACGGAGGCUCAAACCCACCAUACAAUGGGAUACGGGCCAGCUGGAGUUCAAGACUCAGGAGCAGGAUCAAACCCCAAGGAGACCCCCUGAAGUAGCAAGAGCAGGGGACCUAACCAUGAGGAGACCAACCCUUCAUGGUAACAAGUUUGUCUCAGCAGAGCACAUACUACAAGCAGCUCUGGAAGAUGGACCCAUAGGGUUCAUGCUGUUGGAGGAGCCACCAUCAUCACUCCCAGCCUUUGGUUUUGUACCUACAGGUGCAGACAAAGGAGUCGAGAUGGAGGUGGAGGUGGAAGCAGACAAGCUGCCCCAUCAUACCGAGCAUGAUCUCCACCUCGAGUUGAUAGAAGGAGGUAAGCCACCUCAAGGGCCCCUAUACCUUAAGGGACCCAAGGAGAUGUCCAAGUUGAGGAGGUACUUGGAUGAGAACCUCGAGAAGGGGUUCAUAAGACCAUCGAAGAGCCCAGCACGAUCACCAGUGCUCUUCGUACCAAAGAAGGAUGGAGGUCUCAGACUCUGUGUGGACUACCAAGGUCUCAACGAGAUCACUGUCAAGAACAGGGCACCAUUGCCCCUCAUCGAGGAGCAGCUGUUCUUACUCAGGAAGGCAAGGAUCUAUACCAAGCUAGACCUUAGAGCAGCAUACAACCUCAUCCGGAUUGCUAAAGGAGAUGAAUGGAAGACAGCUUUUGGCACUCAGUUGGGACUCUAUGAGUACCUAGUGAUGCCCUUUGGCCUAGCCAAUGCUCUGGCUCACUUCCAGUCAUUCAUCAAUGACAUCUUCCAAGACAUCAUUGGGAUAUAUGUGGUAGUAUACCUAGAUGACUUCCUGAUCUUCAGUGACACUGAAGAAGCACAUGUGAAGCAUGUCACCAAGGUCCUCACUCACUUAAGGAGCAACAGGCUCUUUGCUAAGCUGUUGAAGUGUGAGUUCCACACCAAGACAGUCAAGUUCCUGGGGUACAUCAUCAAGCUGACAGGCAUAGAGAUGGACCCAGAAAAGGUGCGCACUGUCAAGGAGUGGCCAAUGCCAGAGUCAAUCCAUGACAUCCAGAGGUUCCUGGGUUUUGCCAACUUCUAUCGAAGGUUCAUAGCCCAGUUUGCUCGAAUAGCCAAGCCCUUGACAUCACUGGUAAAGCCUACAGAAUGGUUCAAGAAGUUCGAGCUACCAGAGGAGGCCCAGCAGGCCUUCCACAAGCUCAUCCAGGCAUUCACAUCAGCAGGAGUGCUUCAGCACUUCAACUACCACCUCCCAACCAGGUUGGAGACUGAUGCAAGUGACUUUGCUAUAGCAGGAGUACUCAAGCAGGAGCAUGAAGGACAAUGGCACCCAGUGGCCUUCUACUCUAGGAAGAUGUCUCCUGCUGAGAAGAACUAUGAAAUCCAUGACAAGGAGCUCCUAGCUGUGGUCGCCUGCCUCACUCAGUGGCAACACAUGCUAGCUGGACUACCGAGACAACUGGUCAUCCUCACUGACCAUGAAGCCCUCAAGUACUUCAAGUCACAGAGAUGCAUCACAGGUCAACAGGCUCGAUGGGCAAUACUACUAGCAGACUUCGACUUCAUAUUGCAGUAUCGACCAGGAGACAAAGGUGGUGAACCCGAUGCUCUCACCAGAAGGACAGACAUGCAACCAGCUGGUGAAGAGCAGGAUCACAAUGUGAGGCAACUACUGCCUCCUCGAGUGUUCAGGGAGACAGCAGACCAUGGCUCGACCCUAGUGGCCCCUAUGCUCUCAAUGGAGUCCAUAGCAUCAAAAGGUCUCAGAGACCUGGUCAAGAUCUUCCAGCCCUUAGACCAAGAGCUACAGGAGAUACAUAGGAAGAAGCCCUUCGAGGUCAAGGACAACCUAUGGUACAGUGGAGGAAGGUUGGUUAUCCCCAAAGUGAUCAUGCCAGGGAGGACCAACAACUGA